CUUCAUAGCUCGAACAGAUUUCGCUGUGAGACUGAUGGUUCAACCUUUGAAAGAAAUCAUUUUCAAUUUAAUUUACAUUGGUGGUUUGACGCAAACAAUGUUAUGCAGCGUCGCUUUUUCACUCGUUAAUAAGCGUAGAACGUUAUCUAGCAAUGAAACACCCUCUCAAAUACAAACAUGACUUAGUAACUAAAGGUCAUAUCAUCAUGGCGUCUGGUUUGGCGUGGAUUUGCGCACUGAUUAUCUUGAACACCAAUAAAGACUUCGGUGCUGUCAUCUCUUCAGAAGUGUUUAUCCAUGUUGUCAUGUACAAAGAAGUUCGCUGA
Messenger RNA from Pocillopora meandrina, 326 nucleotides. NCBI's taxonomy places the organism in Eukaryota, Metazoa, Cnidaria, Anthozoa, Scleractinia, Pocilloporidae. The record is from the annotation of a GenBank genome assembly.